AGGACCUAUUCUAGAGGUUAUUGUAUCACGAAUGAAUUACAUCAGUUCUCAAACCGAAAACAAAGUUCGUAUUGUUGGGUUAUCAACAGUUUUAGCAAACGCUCAGGAUCUAGCAGACUGGUUGUGUAUUGAUGAGGGUGGAUUGUUCAAUUUUAGUCAUUCAGUACGUCCUGUUCCAUUAGAAAUUCAUAUUGAAGGAUUUUCUGGAAGACACUAUUGUCCUCGUAUGGCUACUAUGAAUAAACCGAUCUUUAUUAAUAUUAUGAGACAUUCUCCUAUAAAGCCUGUAAUUGUUUUCGUUUCAUCACGACGCCAAACACGUUUGACAGCUCAGGAUUUGAUUGCGUAUUGUUGCUUGACUGAGAACCCUUAUCAUUUUUUGAGAAUGACUAAAGAAGAAUUACAAAUCAAUCUAUCUCAAAUCAAGGAUAGUAGCAUGAAAAGUACUCUUACUUUUGGCAUUGGGCUGCACCAUGCUGGAUUAUCUGAAAGUGAUCGGAUGAUAAUAGAAUUAUUAUUUCUACAACAAAAAAUUCAAGUUUUAGUUUCAACUAGCACCUUGGCUUGGGGCGUGAAUUUACCCGCUCAUUUGGUUGUAAUCAAAGGAACCGAAUUCUAUGAUGCCAAGUCUAAAGGAUAUGUAGAUUUUCCUAUUACUGAUGUACUCCAAAUGAUGAGUAGAGCUGGUCGUCCGCAAUUCGAUGAUAGUGGGGUUGCUUGUAUAUUUGUACAGGAUUCAAAAAAGAAUUUUUAUAAAAAAUUUUUGUAUGAACCUUUCCCGGUAGAGUCCAGCUUACAUAUGCAACUUGAAAAUCAUUUCAAUGCCGAAAUAGUUGCUGCUUAUUAUGAAUUAAAUGAUGCCGAAUUCAAAACUAUUGACGAUUAUCUAUUCAAGCUGUUUGAAAAAUCUAUGAAAGAGUUAAGUCUUUCUUAUUGUAUUAAAAUGGAUGAUGAUUUUAAUGUGGAACUGACUUCCCUUGGCAGGCUUGCAUCAUCAUAUUAUCUUUCACAUAAAAUGAUCAGACUCGAACUUCCUUGGUCUGUUCAAUCUCAUUAUUCAUAUGAUAGCCUACAUGCGAAAGCAUUUUUACUUUUGCAGGCUCAUCUUAUACGGAACAAAUUGGCAAUAGCUGAUUAUGUAACAGACACUCUAUCGGUUUUAGAUCAAGCAAUUCGUAUUUUACAUUUAAUUAUUGAUAUCAUGGUCGUAAAUAAUAUGUUAAAAGCAUGUCUUCAUAUGAUGUCAUUAUUACAAUGCAUUAAACAGGCAUGUUGGCCUGAAAGUUCAUCAUUGCUGAAUCUUCCUGGAAUUGAAGAUCAUAUGAUUAAUUCA
Molecule: messenger RNA, 1333 nt
Organism: Funneliformis mosseae
Lineage: Eukaryota; Fungi; Glomeromycota; Glomeromycetes; Glomerales; Glomeraceae
Source: the annotation of a GenBank genome assembly